CCAACCACUACUGAAAAGGCAACACAACCACCAACCACUACUAAAAAGGCGACACAACCACCAACCACUACUGAAAGGGCGACCCAACCACCAGCCACUACCAGCCAGGCAACACAACCACCAACCACUACUGAAAAGGCAACACAACCACCAACUACAAAGCCGUGUCCUUGUUUUGACAGCGCGUCACAAAGGUGCUUUGAGGUUGGAGAAGAAUAUUGGGUCAAUGACUGUAAGAAGUGCAUUUGCGUUGAAAAUCCAUUGGGUUUUUCCUGUGCUAUUGGAUACUGCAGACUUACUACUCAAAUAUGUCAGGACCGUGGAUAUGAUUAUGUGUAUGAUGACGGUUACUGCUGUGAAUGCCGCAAAAACAAAACAGUUUCUACCACAACCAAGCCUCCCUCCACCACCAAAGCACCCAGUACAACCGCAGCACCAACGACAUCUGUUCCAACUACGCCGUACUGUCCGGGCGAAACCAAGUUUCAGCUAUGCAAGAAAAUACAAACAUGUCACGAUCGCAACCUGUGUGACACAUCACGUGCUACGAUGGGAUGCUGCUGUGACGAUGGCCUGGUGUUGUACAACAAACGUUGCAUACCAAUUGAUCAAUGUCCUUGUAUAUUCCAGAAUAAAACUAUGAGGGAAAAUGAGAUUUGGUACCCCAGCGAUCACGAGAUCUGCAAAUGCAUGAAUGGCAAACAAGACUGUUCUCGUCAGUGCCAACCAGGAUUUAAAUGCGAUGCGAAUGAAUACAAAGUUCAUCGCAAGACUCCUAAUCAAAAUGGAACGUGCUGCGAUUGUGUAAAGGACUACUGUGAAGUGAAUGACACAAUUUAUGAGAUUAACGAGACCUGGAAAGGAAAGUGGUCAGCCGAGAUGUGCGAGACAUGUCAAUGCCAGAAAGAAGGAAACAAUCGAGCACAAGUUACCUGUAACAGAAUCAUGUGCAACAAAUGUCCAAAAUAUCACGUGCCAAAGAUUGACCCAACGACUUGCUGCAAGUGCGAGUGCGAUGAAAACCUCUGUGAACAAAAAUACCCUUGCCCUACGGGAUCGUAUUUUGUGAAGAAUGAGUCUGAAUGUUGUGGAAAAUGCUACGCCAACCAAAUACCACCAACAAGUGUCGUCAUCACUUUCCCAACGACUGUCACAACGAAACCAGAAAUAACAAUUGGCACCACGACAACAAGGCCACCAUUUACCCUACCUACUAAACCUACUGAAAACACGACUACACAACCGCCUACUACAACAGAACAAAUAACAACCACAGGACAACCUACCACAACGGGACAGCCUACUACAACAGGACAGCCUACUACAACUGAGCAGCCUUCUACGACGGGGCAGCCUACCACGACAGGACAGCCUAUCACAACAGGACAGCCUUCUACGACAGGGCAGCCUUCUACGACAGGGCAGCCUUCUACGACAUGGCAGCCUACCAUGACAGGGCAGCCUUCUACUACAGGGCAGCCUACUACAGGGCAGCCUUCUACAACAGGGCAACCCACCACAAGGCAGCCUACUACAGGGCAGCCUUCUACGACUGGGCAGCCUACUACAACAGAAAAGCCUACCACAAGCCAGAAGCCUACAACAAGACGACCAGUGUGUGACUGUAAUGCUGGACUCGGUAUGGAAAACGACGGAAUCCCUGAUGAAAAUAUCAUGGCGUCAUCUUCUCGAUCCUCCUUCACUGGUCCUGAACAAGCUCGGUUGUAUGACCCCUACUCAGCAUGGUCCCCUAGUGACGACGAUGACUCGCCUUUCCUUGAAGUGUACUUAGGAGACGCUAAGCUAGUCACCGCAAUAUCGACCCAGGGGCACCCCCUAAGGAACGAGUUUGUACAAAGAUAUUGGGUUCGCUACAGCAUGGAUGGUCGAAACUGGCUUUAUGUGACAAAUUUUAUGGAUAUCCCUAAGGUUUUCAAGGGGAAUGAGGAUGGUGCUACUGUUGUCAGGAAUUCCAUCCCAAAAGGAGAGGUUCAAGCUCGUUACAUUAAAGUCGUUCCACUUAGGUCUGCUAGUGGUUUAUUUCAACCCAUGGCCCUUCGAAUUGAAAUCCAUGGCUGCCCAGCAACAUGUGAAGUAGUUACGACCCAGUUGCCAACCACGACCCAGACACCCAGUACUCAGAGACCCACAACGACCCAGAGACCCACAACGACCCAACAACCCACCUCUACCCAGAGACCCACUACGACCCAGAGACCCACUACGACCCAGAGACCCACUACGACCCAGAGACCCACUACGACCCAGAGACCCACUA
Messenger RNA from Actinia tenebrosa (Australian red waratah sea anemone), 2278 nucleotides. RefSeq lists its product as uncharacterized. Gene Ontology annotation, cellular component: extracellular matrix. NCBI's taxonomy places the organism in Eukaryota, Metazoa, Cnidaria, Anthozoa, Actiniaria, Actiniidae. The record is from RefSeq and is a predicted model, not a curated record. Gene Ontology annotation, molecular function: protein binding.